Messenger RNA from Klebsormidium nitens, 4263 nucleotides. The record is from the annotation of a GenBank genome assembly. NCBI's taxonomy places the organism in Eukaryota, Viridiplantae, Streptophyta, Klebsormidiophyceae, Klebsormidiales, Klebsormidiaceae.
UGCUCUUGAUGGAUACUUCUCUUGAUCAGCAGCUGCCUCGAUUAAUGCUGGCCGUGGCAUUGCGCGCAUUUCGCUGUGGGACGGGCUCUUGUAACUCUCUUCAACCUCGACUGUCAAGGAGUUGCAUCUGUCAAAGAGAAGAAGCCUUUUUAGCACGUUUGCAGGUGGUUGCUGGUUUCCAUGUUGUAGCUGAUUGCAAGAGGUCGAAGCCAACGUGCACUGCCAUGCACAGUCUGCACUGGACAUAUGCAUAGUCCAGUGCAUAGGGUCGCUGAUCUUAGCAGGAAGCUGCCUUCACAGCUGAUGCAUUAGGAACGUUUGGCCUACUUGCGUGCAGUCUCUCCUGAGCAGGUUUUGUAAGGGCGCCCUGGAAGAAUGGAGGACCAAGUGGUGGCGCAAGGCGUCAGUGAGCCAUCAGCAGAAUGGCUGAGUAACAGCCAGAACUGGGGGCUGCAAUAUAGGUUCAAGGAGGCCAACCUUCUCGACCUCACCCGCGCCCCCGUCGACCGCUCGCGCCUCGCCGCCUGGCUCCACUCCCACCCCGACUCCGUCCCCACUUUCAUACACGCCCUUCUCCCGAGCGUCAGCCUCGACCCAGAUGAGUACGCUGUAGACAACUACCGGCAGGCGAUGGCCUGGGUGCGCUGGGCCAUGCUGGGGGCACCGGAGGACGUCCCCCGGGCGCUCGACGCCCUGCUCGACACAGGGAGCCAGGGCACCGGAGCGUGCGGCGCACAAUGGGGCACAAACGACAUCGCGUACCGCUGCCGGGACUGCGAGCUGGACCCGACGUGCGCCGUGUGCGCCUCGUGUUUCCUGGCCGGAGAGCACAGGGACCACGACUACCAGAUGAUCCGCACGGGCGGCGGUUGCUGCGACUGCGGCGACCCGACGGCCUGGCGGCGGGAGGGGUUCUGUCCCAAUCACCAGGGGCCGUCUGGGGAGAGCGUCGCGCUCCCCGAGGCUUUCGUGCGCACGGCGACUCCGGUCCUGAAAGCGGUGCUGGCGGACUGGGUCGAGAGGCUGGACGUCGCCAGCAAAGCACUGGAGGAGGAGGACUACUACGGAAAGGAAGACGUCGUAAGCGCCGCAGAAGGCACGAGCACCGUGGUGGCCAGAGAACUUCUAAAUUUAUGCAACCGGGGGGAGGCGCUAUUGCGCUUUGUGGGACGGUUGGUGGGGGAUGAACAACUGGGGCUGCUGAGUGUGCUGAUGGGUGCGGGACGGGCGCUGGACUCGGAAGCGGAGACGGAGGUGCACGCGCUGCUGUACAAGCUGCUGGGGGACCCGGACUUCAAGUACAGCUUCGCCAAAGUGUUCCUUCAAAACUACACCCUCUUUGCGGAACAGCGCGGGUACCCGCUCACGCACUUCUCCGGCUUCUCAGUGCAAAUCUUCACAGUGCCUCUGCUGACCGCACGAUUGGUUCUCGAGAACGAUCUGCUGGACAUUCUGCUGUCCACGCUGCGGGACGCUGUGCGUCCCGCCAUAGGACAAAUGGGACGUUUGGAGGUGGCCCACUCCAGCAUCCAGACCCAGCAAUACUCCCGCAUCCUCAGCGACCUCAAGUACGUCCUCUCCGCCCCCGCGGUCGCCGGCUUCGCCGCCGAGGUCCGUCCCGAGCUCGCGCGCUCCUUCGUGCACUUCCUCGCCUUUCCGCAGGGCAUGCUGCCGCACACACGACGUACCGGCACGCACAUCGAGAUGGAAUCCGAGGCCUGGCGGGACGCGCUGAUGCUCGAGACGGAGCUCGGGAUGCUGUACCGGUUGAUCGUAGAAGGAGCGAAGCAGGGUCGGGGGGCCUGGGACGAGGUAGCGGUCGAGCUUUCGAGCACAGAGGGGGAGGAGACGGGACGUGGGGAACAAGUGGCAGGUGAAACUGGAGCUGAUGCCUUGACGGGGAUGGAAGGAACGAGUACCGAGGGGCAACGAGAGUCGAGAAAAGGCAAGGAGAAGGUUCCGCAAGAGGAGGGGAAAGCGCAGACGGACACGAGUGUUUUUGGCGAUUCGGACGGCCUGCCUGAGGAGGAGUACAAGGAGAAGGUGAUGGCGUCUCUUGCAGAGAUGACCCGGGAGAUGGCGAGCUCGGGGCUGGCGAGCCCCGACUUCUUCGCGGUCAUGGUGGGCAUGCUGGUGGAGGCGGGGACGCCGUCGCCGCCGGGGGAUCCCUCUCUGACGUCAUCGCAGCCGGGGGAUCCCACUCCGGUCGUGCAGAAGGACCAGGGUCGAGUCGAUCCGGACGGCGUACCUGCGCCGCUGACGAGCCUGAUCGCAGUCUGUGCCGGCGUUCUUGCGACGUGGGUGGAGAUCGACCAGGUGCGCGAGUCGCGCAGGCUGGUGCCGGAGCUGAUGGCCAGGGAAGCGGCAGAUGAACCGGGGUAUCCCCCCCGGCAGCUCGAGCGGGUCGCUUUGACGCGGGCGCGGUUAGUACGAACAACCCGGCGUUCGGAGCGGAUCGUCGGGGCUCAGGACGUGAGACCGGGCCAGCUGCCGGGACUGCCAGAGGUGGCCGGUUUAGCAGCCCCGGUUAAGGCCAAACCUGCGGCAAACGAGGAGCCAGUUGGGUGGGUAACCUUAGCAGAGUCCGCAAAGUGGCAGACGGUCCACUUUGAUGUGGCUAAGCAGCCGGUGUCGUUCCACCUGCCGCUGCACCGAUUCCUGGCGCAGUGCUUCCGGGGGGCGGUGGAGUGCACCGGGGGGGGCUCUCAGGGGCAGUUCCUACGGUCGCUCCUCCCCGCAAAGUACCGGGAGAGCGGGUUUCCUGCUGCAGUGAUGGAGCACGUCCUGCAGCUGCAGGUCCUAAACGCCCAGAUUCGUGCCGGCAUGUGGCGCCGCAACGGCUCCGGCAUUGCCCACCUGGCCGCCCUGUACAGCAACAACUACUGGUGCGAGGACAGCCGCGACCUGGACGUUUUUCUGCUCCAGUGCUGCGCGGUGCUCGCGCCCCCAGAGGACUUUGUCCAGCGAGUCGUGCAGCGGUUUGGCCUGGAGGAGUACCUUGCGGGGGCCUCCUUGGAGCAUGAGUACGAGCCGCAGCUGGCCGAGGCCCUGCUCGCCCUCCUGGUGCGCAUCAGCUCCGAACGGGGCCUCUCGGGGCUGGACGAGAAGCAGCUGCUGCGGCGCGAGCUGGUGCAACGACUGGCGCGCGAGGACGCCACGUACAGUGCCCUCUCCAAAGCGUUGCCGCCCAAGCUGCGCGAGAGCAAGCACAUCAAAGACGCGCUGCGCGGUGUGGCCACGUUCAUUAAGCCCACAGGUUUGGAGCCCGGAAAGUUUGCCCUCAAGGACAAGUGCUGGCAGGAGCUGGACCCCUGGGCGCUCUCCUGGGACCGCGCCAAGCUGCAAGAAGCCGAGGAGCGCUUCUUCCGGGCGACCAACAAGUCGGCAACGUUCGCGCUCCUGCCAAAGUGGACGGACCCGUUUCCCGCCUUUGCGGGCCUUGUGAAUAUCCCCACGAGCAGAGCGGUGCACGAUAUAGUGGUUGCGAUGCUCAGUCGGGCGGAGGAGGGGAGAGACGGGAAGGUCACCGACAACGGGCUGUAUGCGGCGCUGCAUCUGCUGGCCCUGGCGCUGGACACGUGUCAGAAGGCGACUGGCCCGGUGGAUCGGCUGCCGUUCUUUCAGAAGGCUGUGGAGGGAGUGCUGGGUAUAGUGGGCGGGAGGGGCUUUUCGGCGGGGGCCAGUUCGGGAGCUGGGAAGCGGGGUCUGGUUGAGCUGCUCGUACGGCUCAGGGGGCGCUUUUUGCAGGGAGAAGCGGGGGGGGACGCGAGAAAAACGGAGGGGGCGAAGAUGAUUGAGGGCUUUCUGAGAAGUCUAGCCACGAUGCACGAAGCCUUGCAGCGUGGGAUCCUGACGCUCGAUCCGACCGUUCUGUCCGAAAUGGAGGAAAGUAAAGAGACCGGUACGGGUCCGCCAACGGAGAUCGAGCAGCGGAAGCAGCAAGCACGGGCUCGUCAGGCCGCGAUGCUGGCGCGCAUGAAGGCGUCGCAGGCGCAGUUCGCCGCGACAAUGACUGCAGGCGAUGACGAAAGCGAGCAGGAGUCAGAGGCUGCCACGUGUGUGCUCUGCAGAGCGCCAUCGAGCGAGUCGGGGGCCAGCCCGCUGUGCCACGUGGUCCUAGGGCAGCGCUCGCGCGUUGUGGCGUGGGCGCGUCGCCCGUUGCCGGACUGGCAGGCGGGUAUUCACACCGAGGGGGGGCCCGACGCCGAGCGGCACUACUCGCGGUUGGGCCCGAUUGGGUGGAGUGCGCAGGGGGGGAUGUGA